Messenger RNA from Acaulospora colombiana, 2755 nucleotides. The record is from the annotation of a GenBank genome assembly. NCBI's taxonomy places the organism in Eukaryota, Fungi, Glomeromycota, Glomeromycetes, Diversisporales, Acaulosporaceae.
AAUCCUCAAAACUCUCGAGUUGUACAUGCUGCACAACAACUUGCCGUGCAGAAUGCUAUCCAGCGUCAAUUCCAACUGAGAUUCGGUGGAUUGCGCGCGGCUGCAAGAGAGCGCCAGCGCCCAGCAAUAUUGAAGAGGGACGCAGGUGGUGACAUUUCUGAAAAAAUGGGCUUGGCAUUCUAUUCAUUUAUGAGCCGAGCGGCAUCCGAAGGAGUGGUCGCGUCAGCAGUUGGCCGGAGGACGGACGUAUUACCUUUUUCGCAACCCAGACGUGACACACAAACUUUGCGACGGUCUGGCGACGGGGCACGGGCAGCUAUGAGUGGUGGAUAUUAUCAGCUAUCAAGAACGAACAGUGAAGAUGGAGACAAAUUCGAAGGUUUAGACGAGCGAGGGUCGGCCUUGGUGACUAUUCCUACAAGUCCAUAUUAUCGCUCCGAAGACUAUCAAGAGAUUCCGACGCGGCUUCUUCACCAAUACUACGAGUCGGCGGUCACGGUUCGACAACAAGACGACAUCCCAAAAACAGGCUCGUACUCGUCUGCUCCAUCGUCGCCGGCCUCAUCAUCAGCUUUGCAAUCUAUGGAGCACACCGAGACGAGAUUGAUUCAUUUUAUUACGAACAGUUCAAGAUGGCGACACCUGGCGCUGCCUGUCUCGCAGACCAAUCCUCGCCGGAGAGCUAUGUAUUCUGGAGCCCUUCUUCCUGGAAAAACCGAGCCAUCUAUCAUUGCAUCUCUCAAAAGGCGGCACCCCCUUCACAGGCGGGUGCUUGGACGACUAUUACACGAAUGGAACACGCUCAAGGCCCUCGCCCAUGAACAAGCUGUGGAUUCAUUAGGAGAGGAGGACGAGGGUACUGAUGAUGACGGUGAUGAUGCUCAAGAAGAAGAGGCCAAUGCCCACCUCUAUCGGGAUCAUGAUGAAUUGAAACACUCGCUGCGCUCGGUGCUUCAAAAUUUCCGCGAGUCGACGAGAAAGUUUAUCAUUUUGACGUCUGAUUUCGAGUUCCCCGUUUCCUAUUCGCCAUUGAAAUAUCUUCUUGGAUUGGACAAGCGUUCGACAGUGCCUCAACAAGACGUGCCCGCCAAACAGCGACGACGAAAACGAUCGUUCGACAGUGCUGAACAGCCGAAUGAAGAGAUGGAAGAGGAUCUGGAAGAAGAUGAGGAGCCGUUUGGAUUUGCUCGGCUUGGAUUGUUGCCUCAGUGGCUCCGCUUUGAUGAUACCUCGCGGGACCAUAGGGAAGGUGCCCAGGCUCCAGGGCAAUGGAGAGAUGGCGACGUACAACUCGAGGUCGUACACCAUGCCGAAGUGUACGACGAGUAUGACGAUACCGUGUUUAACAGCAACUCGAUCGAAUCUCAACUCGGCAACUUGGGUGGAAACAAUGCCUUCCACUUUGGCCUCGUCUUUCGGUUGAUUGCGUACCCGUUCAACCUCGUUAAUCCUUUCCACUACCCCGGUGGCUCACCUACGGGUGAAUGGAGGCCCAUGGAGUUUACCAACUGGCUCAUCUCGGAACGAUUUGGUUAUCGGAGACGGCCGUAUACGAUGCACCAGGUCAAGGUGUUGCAGGGCGGUUUGAUGCGCGAGAUGUGGGAGACUUGGAGGGAGCAAGAAGCUAUCAACCGCGACCACAAAUUUAGAGGGUUGGGGGGACUCAAUGAGGUGUUGCCGGAUGAGGAAAAGGAUAACGAUGUUGACCCGUUGCAUUACCCACCCAAGCCCCAACCGUCUGAAGAGGAGGAUGAUGAUGUUGUUGGGACGACUGAGCAGCUGAAGAGGAUGAUCAAGAGGCAUUCCGAAGAGCGUGAAGAGCCGGUGGCGAAUACCACCGUACCCUCUGAAGAGCAGCAAACUCGUCGCAAGCAAGGAGGCAUCGUAGAUGAAGACGAGCAAGAUACCGGUCCUGGUCCAAUGAUCAAUAACAAAGGGCUAGUCGACGAUGGAGAUGCGCACGUCAUGUUCCUCUUUACCCACUUUGUCAUUGAGCGGUCACGAGAGGCCAUGUUGUGGUCGUGGAUCGUUGCCACCCUCGGAGGGGACCGUGACGAGUUUGGAAUCAACCAGCGGAAUCAGGCGUGGAAGACGCUCGUGGAGGAUUCCCAUUCAGAGUUGCGGAACCGCGGUGUGAUUGAGGUGUUGGUCGAGAGGCGCAAGACGAUGGAGCCGUGGCGCGUCCAGUGGGCUUUGGAUCAACAGGCGAGUCAGGAUGGAUACGCGUAUUCGUACUAUGACCAGAAAAAGGGUCUCGAGUGGUGGCACGGUGGUUCGACGUACUGGCCUACCUUGUACAAUGGUGACCACUUUUAUCCUGAGCCAAAGGACCGACGGGAGUGGACCAAGUGCACCAUCGACUGGAAUGUCUGCUUUGGCUCGGAAAUGUCGAGUGCGAGCGAGAUCUUUAAGCGGGUUGCCUUUGAAAAGACCGAUGUUUCAUAUAUUCAAUUGUUGGUAGUCCUUAAAGCACUUGUCAAGGCUAGUGGUGACCUUGGUCUCUCGGCUCUCCUUCCUCCAGCAGACCGAGUAUACCGAACAGAACCCGAGAAUUUAGAGUCUCAGACUCCUCCGAGCCCCAUCCCGGUUGGAGAAGAGGAUGUUCCACCUCAUCUACCCCUCACUUCUCACUGGAAGACAGCCAACUUUUCGCUUCCCGCAGUAUUUGCCUCUGGAUACUGGGAUAAAGAUGGAACUGGUGUCAGUCUUCGAGAGUGGGUACAACGGGCGCUCGAACGCUACCGCUAUGUUAUUG